This is a messenger RNA of Dendronephthya gigantea, 9763 nucleotides long. Its product is annotated as ectopic P granules protein 5 homolog. The record is from RefSeq and is a predicted model, not a curated record. Bases 9 to 8102 code for a protein of 2697 amino acids. The transcript is spliced from 59 exons. NCBI's taxonomy places the organism in Eukaryota, Metazoa, Cnidaria, Anthozoa, Malacalcyonacea, Nephtheidae. Gene Ontology annotation, cellular component: cytoplasm. Gene Ontology annotation, biological process: autophagosome maturation.
CUCACAAGAUGGCGGAAGCUGUGCGUCCUGUCAAGAAGAAAAGAAAGGCAAAAAAAACACACGCAGAAAGCACAAGAAACGUUGGAUUUGUUGGAGAAGAUACAGCUGAAAACAAAAGAGAUGCAGUCGUAACAGAACAUGAUGCUGAUCCAACUAAGGCUGAUGAGAAUAACAGCGCUGAACACCCAGAUCAUGAAGCGUCAAUAUCUACUGCACCAGAACAAGAAGCAAAUGUUAUAGGUUCAGAAGAAGGGCAGCCUAGAAUUGAUCCAACUUCUUGCGAGUCUCCAGCCUCUGAGAUUAUUGUUGAGGAGGAUCAUAAAGAGAUUAAUGCUGGUAAUGAAAUCCUAGAAGAAGUAACCAUUAGUAGUGAAAUAUACAACCCAGAGGCAAAUAUUGAUGAGAUACAUACGGAAAUUGUAGUAGAUAAUGAUGAAUCUAGCAAUGAAAACCUCACUGAGGAACAUGUUGGAAUUGUUCAGGAUGAUGGGAUUAUUAGAGAAGGUGACGUACAUAAUGUGUUGAAUGUGGAUAGUGAAAAUCAGACAGAUAAAAGGCUAAUGGACGAUGUAAGACAUGAAGAGUCAAAUGGUGAUAGUGGGGUGGCUCAGGGGGUAUCUGAAGAAAAUGACAUUCCUAAUAGUGAAGGACAAGAGGGGUCACUUGGGGAGGUUACAUUUACUAAUGACUUGGGGAGUGAUACAAGUGAAAAAAUGAAAGAAAUAGGAGAACAAUUAGAUAAUUUAGUUCAAGAAAAGAGUGGGUUGAGUGUGGUGUUACCUCAAGAAGAUUUAGCAUCAUCAUCGAUGCCGGAGGAGAAUAUGACAGACCCUGGUCUGUCUGAGGUACCUUCUUCUGUAACAGAACAAAUCCCUCCAGUGGAAAAAUUUGUUCAAGAUGAAAAUGUAUAUGAAAAUAUUCAUAAUAUUUUUGGCAAGCAACAAGUGUCAACAGCUAGAAGAGAGGCCAUAACAGCAUUCACGGAAGAUGAUUUAAAGUCAUUUUAUUACAAUCCAAGUCUUUUGUAUCUUGAGGAAUGUGUAGAGAGUUUUAUACAGGAAACUCUGGAACCCAGACGAGAAAGUGAAUUUUUCGAGUUAUUAAAUACAUAUCAAAACACGUCCAAAAAUUUACGCAGCAUUAAAAAAGAUAUUGAGUUGUUACGGUUGAAAUGUGUUGAUCAGAAGAAGAGCAUUUGGUCGACUGAAACGAAAACGGCAACGGUGCAGGGUAUUUGUCAAGAUUUUCAGAAGGUAUCUUAUACUCAUUCCUACGAGGUUGCCGUGUUUAACUCGGAACAAGCUAAGGAAAUGAGCCGAACUCUGGACACAUUGAAAAGUACCGUUCAUGAGACAUUCACCCUGGCUGAAUACUCCGGUGAACUAGCGCGAGUACACAUCAUGUCGUACAUCUACGAACUUCAUGCAAAGUCUCCCGUGUUCUGUGGUGUGACUCAAGAUUCCCCGGUCGCUGGAGUUGAUCCAUCUCAAGUAUCUCACGCCGUGCUUGGAGAAAUACAACAUCUUCGUGACUGUAUUAGCGCUCUGUUUCACUUCAUGAGGAAACCAACCGACGACGAGGAUUUCAUUAAAGAUAUCAACUUGUGGCUUGAAAAUUUGGUUGGUUUACUACUGCGAGUAGCGACUCUUCCAGAUCACGUGUUUAUUCUAAAUCACGUGCUCCGAUGUCCUCCGGGCGUGACUCGAAAGUUAGCGCACUUCGUUCAACCGCUUCUUCUUCAUACCUGGACACCAGUUGCGAGCUACGAUGAGUAUUUCUGGCAAAAUCCGCUCUUGCAUCAUUUUGUCACGAUGUUAGCGAACUUACUCCUGCCAAUAAAGUUACGAGAGAAAUACCUGCUACUGAUGAAGUCUGUUCUUUCCCCGGAUGGUUCAGAAAGUCCGACGAUCGUUUCUUGGGUGAUGGUCGAUGAAGAUGGAGAAGAGGAUUUGAACCUUGAAGAAUCGUGGAUGUUGAUUCCAGAAAAUGAUUUUGUCGCUUUGUUUUCCCAAUUCGCAUUCGAUGCGUUGUUUGAGAUCAUCAUUGGAGGAGACACUCGCGAUGGUACUCAUACCCCCGAUUGGGGUUCUCAUGAUGUGGGACACCAGAAGGGGACGAAAGUUAUCCGAGUGUUCGCCUUUUCCACGUGUCUCAUUCAAAUGUUAGGCAAAGCUUUCACACUUUACAGUAUGCGACGUUAUCGAGAGUUUGUUAAGAGAUUGGGUCGAGCGAUUAGUUCGAUAGUGAUGCGCGUGUCACGUUACUGGUCCUCAUACAAAACUGACUAUGUGAACAAAUAUGGCGACAAUGAAAUAACGUUUCAUCUGGCGUUUGGUUCAGAUUACUCGUUGGAAAAGCUACAGAUGGAAUACGACCAGUUCUUCAUCAGAGCUUCACAGCAGAUUCUUUCCGCUAACAAGCUUGGCGUGUGGCAGUUUCUUAUCGAUAUGCCAUUCUAUAGUCUAUCAUCAAGGAUGACCUGGAUUUGUUAUCGAUUUCUUCACAGAGGGACAUCAGAUAAAGCAGGCUUUAGCUCUCUUUCUGAAUACAUAGCAUCUUCACACACCGAUCAAAACGAAGCGGCAAGUUUAUUGGAAAGUUUUAAAGCGAUGACUGAACCAGAAAUUGUCUUUUUGUUGACCACAUUUGCAAACAUGGCAAGGGAACGGUCUACCGUGGAUAUUGAUUUCAUCAAUGCUGUUGUACGUGAAAUAUACGAGGUAAGCUAUCUCAAUAGCGGAGCGCCAGACUUUCUUCCUAAAACAGGAAAGGAUCUCCUUGGCUCAAUCUGCCAACGACAUGCGUUUGUGAUGUCUCUGUUGUUGGAAAGAGUUGAGGCAACCUUGGACAGUGUGAGAGAGGAAUGCGUAGGAUUAUUUCAGGCUCUGCCAGUAGAAACAUGGAGACCUAAAGUGCGUGAUGUUUACACCAUUAGAAACUGGCUGCUUCAUUCAGCAGUUGAGUCUUCUGAACAUCAACUAUCCCGCUAUUUACUUACGAAUAUUAACUGGCAAUAUCAGGCAUUAGACAGCGAUACCCUCUACCUACCUCAGUGCAUCCAUAGAGCCAUAGCAAUACUACUUGUUGAGACAUGCGCAUUACGGUUAUCAAAUAGACCCGGUGGCAUUGAAGUGGAUGUUUUUAAAGAAACUCCUGGUAUUCUUGAGCAGGUAACGCAAGUGGCUACGCAUCCCUACCAACGUAUCUUGCAGCAUUUCACCGACCAAGAACUUUACAAGUGGUUAUGGGAGGUCGUGAUGUUUUUACAUCUUCACCAAGUCGAGUGUCCUCCGACGGUCAUGGAGUUUACCAACACUGCAAGUACAUCCAACGCUGAACAGUCAGUUACAUCCAGUUACGACAAAAGCGAGUUCUUUAAGAACUUAUCUAAACCUGAACCGCUCGAUUUGGAUACAGACGAGGCUCUGGUGAACGUCCUAACCUCAGCAAACAAAGAUGGACCUUUAGCUUGUUUUGUGGCAUUACAACUGUCAACAUAUGGUCAUGAUCCUCAUAAGAUUAGCGACGUUGGUCUAACCUAUAUGUCAGUCAUCCUGGACGAAGGUCACGUGUUCCCCACGUGUAGAAUCAUAGAAAAUACUGUUCCUACUUUCUUCACAAAAGAGCUGCUAGCAUUCUCGGAAAACAGCAGAUUUACCAGGAUCAUCGAUAGUGUAAUUCAUUCUGGAGUACAAUGGAGAGAACAAGACGUAGUUGACAUAUUGUCUGGAAUUAUUCAGAAACACGUUAAAAGAUCAAGCGUUGUUCCCGAUGCUGACCGUACUCUCAUUGCGACUGAGUUUUGGUUAAGAGCAUUGUGUUGUUUACCAAACUGGAAUACAGAUGCGAACGUUUUACAACUGUUAAACAAUCUACUAAAAUGUGUGUUCAGAAAUUCUGACGCUCAUAUGUUAGUCUUGGAUUACUUUAUCAAAAAACAUCAGGACACGUUGAAGAGCCUGAAAGAUCAUGGUUUCCUGUCGUCACUAUUUUCAUUCGUUAUUUCAUAUCCAUCAUCUGCAAAUUUGGUCGAUAUUAAAACAAACUCUCAAUUCGUGUAUUUCUGUUAUUUCAUUCUUUCUGCUGAGUCUGCGUAUCAAGAGCAAUGCGGUCUUAAGUCUAGUCUUGCUAACAAACUUCAUGAUAAGCCAGAGAUGUGUAUCGAAACUGCCGUAAAGAAAGCCUCAUCAUCGUUGAAAGAUGUUAUUCCUAUCCCAGCUUGCAACUUGGACAUAUACCGCUGGGCAGAUCUGGCAUUAUCAACGGAUCAUGAAGAACCAAUACUGGCCGUCAUCUGGCAAAAUUUCUUCUUACAAUUUUUGCGUCGCGUUCCUGCUGGUCCUGGCCUUCCUGAGCGUGGCAGUGUUGGAAUACGGUUCUUUGAAAGUACAGCAAACACAACGUAUCUGAAGAAAUUGAAGGCAAGAUUGAUGGGUACCGCAGAGUAUCACAAAGAACGGAGUAUUUUAAGCGAUGAAACUGAUGAAGGAGGUGAACAAAAUGGGUACAAAACAAGUGUUGAGGUUCACCAAAAGUUAGCAAGAUUAUUUCAAACUCUAGCUCUAUGGCUUGAUGAAUCACGUCUACACGAUCCAACGUUGUUUAUACAAGGAUUGCCACCAGCUUAUGAUCCUGAUCGCUUGACGAAGAUAUUAAAACGAUUUGAGAAUUUGUGGCUGGACUGUAUCGAUCUUGGAUUGAUCGACUGGCAGUUGGUUGGUUCGCUUCAAUACUGGAUCAGAUUUAAUAAGGAACGACAGAAGAAGAUUGUCGCAAUUCAAAAACGAAACUUGAUUAAAAAACCAGCACGACUACCUCAUAAAUCAUCAAGUUCAGAAGACAUCAUGGAACCUCCAUUAUUCAGAGUCCUGUCAACUCCAAUACCGGAGUGUCCGGUCUCCGUGCUCAUGGAUAGAUCUAAAAUCAUGGACAUCUUAGGUAGAAACCUCGCUGUUCUCUCCGAUUACGCAAGAAAAUUCAUGAUGAAACUGUCAACAAACUCAGCUCUUGAUUUUGAAUACAUGGACAUGUUACGUCAUAUAUUUGAGAACGUGGAGACGGAGCUUCGAAUAGCCAUGCCAUGUCAUAAGAAGAGUACCUCAAGGAAAGGCUGCAAAGGUGCUGCCAGUCUUAUUGUGAAGUAUCGAGAAAAGAAAUCGUGCGAUCCAGUUCGUGAACGUGCCAGUUUAAAUCGUGAGGAGUUCAAGAUUCUGAUGCGUGAGAUGUUGCAUGAGAUGCCAGCUGAGAUCUGUCUUAACGCGCUGAGCGUCGAGAAAACACUGACGUUGCUUCUUAAACAAUGGAAAAGUUGUCAAAACCCGUUGAUUCUUAAAACGUUUGAAGAAAUUGGUUGCAGGACGUUUUACAUGUUCAUUGAUAUGGUUUCUGAUCCCGUGCGCCAGUUUCCUCCAACGAUGCAGUUCUUCUCAACCUGUGUUGAACUGAUUGGCAGGACAUUCAUCAUGGAGAAUAAGACACAAACCGAGGCAUUGUUAAGAACCAUCUUGGCACGACCGAAAAUCGUUGGUUUAUUGCUGCCGAUAUUUCAACCCGGCACAUGUGAGGAUAGUUUCACGGAGAUGUACGAAAAUGUUAUUCAGACCAGUUUGGAUAUCGAAGUCAAGUUUUCUCUACUUUCAAAGUUUGAUUUCCGAAGUUGGCUCGCAUCAAAACCGAUACUUUCCGAGCGUAUGGCGAUGAUGAAAGUGCUCUUUGCUGCUCUCUGUGAUUGCGGAUUUGAGCCUCCAGCCAAGACAACUAUGCUGUCAGAGAUUUACCUGAGGAAAGUGAGCGUGCUUUUGAUACAUCAAUUUCCUGAUUUAUUUGGGGAGACUUUGAGUUUGUUGAUUCAUGGUUCUGCUGAUCACGCUGUGUGUUUGAACGCGUGGAAUGAAUUCUUAAUCACCACCAAAGUCUUAGUAAAGGACAUGGCCAAGCGAGAGCUGACACUGAAUACCACUCCACCGUUUUUACUUCAAAAUGAACAGGUCAACGAAACAAUGAUAUGGCUCAUGGAAUAUUUCCAUGAUCAGCGGUUAUCAUGUGCCGCUGGUUCCAAUGAAGGCAUACUCACAUUAUGGAAACCGUAUCUGCCAUCAUUGAUUGCCUUGUGUGAAUAUAUAUCCCGUCAUACAAUUGCUGCUCACGAACACCAGCUUGCUGAAAAUAACAUCGAAGUUCUUAAGUUUCUGUGGAACAGGAUUUCUGAUUUCUUUUCACCCUGGAUCUCGCCAUGUGAAGUUAACAGCGAGUUAGUUCUUCCUUGGAGCGAGAUGGAGGAAUCAGAAGCUCUUGAGUUUGUGGGACUCUACAUCAGAGUUCUAGUAUAUUUUCAGAAUUUUCUUCCUGCCCCAUUAAAUGGAAAACCGAACAUACUUUCCCUGGUAUUUGACCUCUACAGCUCAAUGACAACGAAACAUUCUUUGCCGGGUCAUUUCCUGCGAGUGUACCACGCCAGCUUCACGUGCUUGUCAUGGAAUGUGUUUUCCCCAAACGUGUCCCACUUGGAGUCGAUGCUACAGAUUUCCUCCAUCAGUGGUAGCUGUCGGGGUUUUCUAAUCGAAAUCUUUCCCAGUAUAUCCUGGUUAGAAGUUUUGGAAAGGUUUAGAAGUGUCGAAGGAACUACAACGCUCAGAGAAUGUCAGGAUCGUCUUUUUAACCUAAUCAUUGUCCUUGGUAACGAGAAAUCCAUCAUUCAGAAUGAGGAAUGUAAAAUGUUAUCUCUUCUUGAAAAUGCCGUGAAUUUCGUGUGGGACCUGAUGAGUGGAAGCACGUUCCGUGCGGUUUGUGAUUGGUUGGUAUCGAACUGUGAUUUCGUUCAAAUAUUAAAACCUUCUUCGUUGUUAUGGAAGAGCAUCCGAUUGCUUGAAGCUGCUUGUUUGCUAACUUCAUCGUCGAAAAGCGAGCGCUCUUAUUCAGACAUCCCAGAGAAACGGCUUCAUUAUUUCAAUAGUAUGGUGAAGUUACUAUGCAAAUGUUCAGCCAAUCCAGAGCACGCGGCUGGAUUGUAUCGCCCUGUCAUUGAGCAGCUGAUGGACAGUGUGCUGCUGGCUUCCACCUCAGAUGCCACAAACAGCCAGAGUGUUAUGUACCUUUACGUGGAAAUUCUUAAUCUCCUCAACAGCCUAUCACCAAAAGAAAAGAUCCUUGUUCUUGCUUUGGAAACUAUUCAGGAGAAGAUUCAUGAUCUUACUCAGACCAAUGUUAUCUUAGCAAUGAUCAUGGCUGCCUGUCGUUCUUUAGCCAGUAUUAGUCUCAUGGUGCAGGUCGUUGAAGCAGCGGUAGAAACACAUUUCAAUAACACCAAGCUACCGCCAAGUAAUGACGCUAAUGUCUCGCAGGAUAGUUUGGUAGAACCAUGGUCUGAUGUUCUCGCCUCAGUCACCGUACCUGAGCUCUCACAACGAGACUUUGUUCAAGAAUGUAUUAAUCACAGCGCAGUUUUGACACUGUUCACUCACACGGUUCAAUGUUUGUCUCGAUCUCAAAGUGCUGCUGAAGAAUUUAUAAUGCUGAAAGAACUCAAUGCUUGGACGGCGAGUAUUAAGCCAAGUAAUCCAGACACUGAAAGCAAAAUUAUUUUAUUGUGGUACAAGAUCUUACAACUUCUUGUACGACAAGUCGAUUAUGAAGUGAACCUGCGUGAUCUCAGUCAACAAGUUGACUUCUUGAUACCCUAUAUUACUCAUGCUGGUGAAGACAGGGAUACAACGGGACUACUAGGAGUAAUUGGUCUAGGAAGGAAGUCUACACUAACUCCAAGUUUCCGUUUCCUGUGUCGUGCAUUAUCAACCUUCCUCUCGGCACAGUUGCCAUCAAAUGGUCAAAUACGAGUGAAGGCAAACGCCCCUGGAGAAGCUAAAGCCACUGCAAAAAAAGAAGGGACAUCAGGUGUUGGUGCUUCGCAACGAACAAAUUCAGGAUUUCAUAAUUUGCAAUCAUUACGGUUGAACAAGACAUAUUCUGGUCUCGUAGAACAGAUUGAAUUCGCGUGUUCAUUCAUCCUCAAUCCUAAACACUGUUUACGCGAGGGACCAGAGUUACUGAAAAAGAUGACUAAAGAUUUGUUUCGAGAUAAAAGUUAUCUUGGGCUUGCUGUUUAAGAAGGAUAAUGACGGUUAACAGAGGGAUGGUUAAGGAUAACUGAGGUAUUGAGUGGUAGGAGAUAGGUAGGGAAAUCCAAGCGUAAGUAAGGACAACGCCAAGAGUUAAAGCUUUUGUAUAAAAAGAUUAACUAACAGGUUGAUUAAAUAACAGGAUAGUCAAUGGCGUAGCCAGCGUGAUGGUUUAUUAUCCAUUUCUUUAGAAAUUUAUUGUUUUUACAGUCAAUGAACCCCAAAAUAUUAGCAUAGCGAGAGAAAUCAUCAAGCUGGCUACGCUACUGGGUUUAAGUUAGGAUAGGAUUGUCUUAUAAUAUCGCUGCAAAGGCGUAUUUCUAGAUCAUUACAUUAUUUCUAGAUACGAAUAGUGAAAGAACCUAGUAAAAUGACGACACACUGUAAGUGUGCAUCUCACAAUGUCAUUGAAAUAUUCUCAACAUCCUAUAAUUAUAGGUAAUUAAGAAAAAUCGACUUUGAGAGGCUGUAACUUGGCAUGGUUUUGAGGCCUUGCUGUGAUUUGGUUCCAGCAUUGUCGGCUUUACUUUUUAAGCCUUUUUUACUCCACUUAAUGUCACAAAGAUGUCUAUCGUUUCUUAAGAGAGCUCGAAAAAAGAUAACGCACGCAGCACGCAGCUUGAAUCGCAAUCACAAAUCAAACGCAAGGCAAUUAAGUCUUGCAUUGACAACCAGCAUCAAAAAACAAAAUUUCAUCCACGAAGUUUUGUUUGGACGUAAAGACGUCUCGUCUAAAUUUGUACACUUCAAAGCAGUUUUAUUACUUUUCGAACUUCGAAGAGAUUCACUUGUAAAGGUGAGGACGAGGUUUUCUUGCACUAGAGACAAAUCAUGAAGCCAAUCAUUUUGGUGAGGUUCCACUCUGCUCCUUCAAGUGUUUUGUCUUCUUUCGUUAAUUGCUAAUUAUAUUAAUCCCAAGAUCAAUAAGUUUUUGCCGACUAGAACCACUGAAGCAUACCUCGACGUGUAAUCGUUGUCUUAAAGAAAUGACUUUUAUUGGUCGAGGCGGGUUCCUGUUUAUUUAAAAGCCACAUCCCACAACUCGCCAAGCAAACGUCCUGCACACACACACUGCGCUUGCUGUCGAAAGGAGUUGGUCUCGUUUUUUCCUUGAACAAAAAUCAUUUUCAAAAUUAGCAUCGAAAUGGCAGAUGUCAAGGCAGAAAUUGAAGCACAGAUUAAGAAGAUGGAAGACAUGUUUUUAACAGCAACACCAGAUGAUAUCGCCAAGUGUUACACGGACGAUUGCCGUGUCCUGCCUGCUGGGGCACCCAUGAUUGUCGGAAAAGAAGCGUUCAGAGGCUUUUUGGGGGUGAUGAAGCAGUUUAUGGCGAACAUAAGCAAGGUGGACAAUAAGGUUAUUGAUGUUGUCGCCUUCGGUGAGCAGGCGACAUCUGUGAAUACGGCUGUUACUUACGAUAAAGAUGGCAAAGUCAUGGAUAACAGCAAGUCGAUAACGUUGUGGAAGAAAGUGAAUGGUGAUUGGUUUAUUCAAUGGACUGCCUGGAACAAGGACGCGCCGACUCCAGCGCAAUGAAUAAUGAAUUUGUUCUUGGAAUUUAGAAUUUUGUAGUCUUGUAGACAUAGCUGUCAGUCCGGCACAUUUUGUAGUAGUCAAUCACGGUAAAAUAAAUCGAAAUUUUCAAUAA